GGUCCUCAUUCCUGUGCUGUCUGUGGCUUUCUCCCGCGCUCAAUUCAGUUUCAUUACAACCAAGCAACCCAGCAGAGCGGUUAUCACGCACUCGAAUGGAUUCCACUGUCGACAAGUUGAACGACCCAAACAUCAUCUAUGGGGGACCCCUGCCGGUGGAUUUCGACCGUGGGUGUGCUUCAUUGGGAGAACUGAUCAUGCGUCAGCUGAUCAAGACGUCGGAUAGGAUCGCCUUGAUCAACGGAAUCAACGCUCUGCAGUUAACAUAUGGCGGAAUUUUGGAACAAUCACUGGCCCUGGCAGCUUACCUGGACGACAUUGGUGUCCAGCGAAACGAUGUAAUCGCAUUGAUCAGUGAGAACCGAGUUGAAUAUCCCGUUGUGCUCUUUGCCUCACUGUUCCUGGGAGCUACGACGGCUUUGUUUAAUCCAGGCUAUACCGAACGAGAGUUUGAACACGCUAUCAGGCUAGCUAAACCCAAAGUUACCUUCGUAUCGGUGCAACCAAAUCUUUCGGUGCAGAAAGCCUGCCUCCGUAUAAGACGACCGAUGAAAUUCAUUCAUCUGGAUGACAAUGGCAAAGGGCAAACUUUCCAGAAGUGCUUGGAAGUAUCCAGCCGAAAGUAUUCGGCUGGGGCGUUCGUUCCAGCAGCGGUUCAAACCGCAGAUCAAGUGGCACUGAUUGUGAUGUCAUCAGGCACUACCGGGUUGCCGAAAGGAGUGCAAAUAACUCAAAACAGUAUUAUCACAACAAUCUUCUAUACGCAAUCGUUUAUUGAAUCCACGAAUAGAACGGAAAUGGUAGCAGUAGAUGUGAUUCCAUGGUUUCAUGUCGCCGGUGGUGUGUCAAUGCUGAACUGGUUAUCCAACGGAAUGCGAUUAGUACAUCUUCCAAAAUUUGUACCUUAUUCGUACCUAGCAUGCAUUGAAAAGUACCGACCGAAUAUGUUAAACCUGGUGCCACCCAUUGCAGUAUUUUUGGCGAAGAGUCCAAUGGUUGACGAAUUUGAUCUGUCUUCUGUGGAAACAAUGUUCUGCGGAGCAGCCCCACUUAGUCGCGAAAUAGAAGAAUUGAUUCAUACUCGAUUAAAUGUAGCAUUCAUCCGACAGGCAUAUGGAAUGAGCGAAACCACAUUGGCCAUUCUCGCUCAGCUGAACACCGAAAAUAAACCAGGAAGCGUUGGGAACGUAAGACCGGGACAAUGGGUCAAAGUAAUUGACACGGAAACUGGCAAAACGUUGGGUUCGCACCAGAACGGUGAGUUGUGUUUCAAAGGGACCUUAAUUAUGAAGGGAUAUAUAGGAAAAGAGGAAGCAAUAGAUCAAGACGGAUGGCUGCAUACAGGCGACGUGGGAUAUUACGACCAAGACGAGAACUUCUACAUUGUUGACCGUUUGAAGGAAUUAAUAAAGUAUAAAGCCUUUCAAGUACCCCCGGCCGAACUGGAAGCCUUACUGCUAACCCACCCGAAGGUGAAGGAUGCUGCUGUGAUUGGUAUUCCGGAUGAACGCGUUGGUGAGCUGGCCACGGCAUUUGUCGUUCCUGUCGAUGGAUCCAAUGUGAAAGUUGAAGAAAUUCUGAAAUUUGUGAAUGAUCAAGUAUCGCACGCAAAGGAACUGCAUGGGGGUGUGAGAAUCAUUCAUGAAAUUCCGAAAACAGCCAGUGGAAAAAUAUUGAGACGAAAGUUACGUGCAGUAAUUCAACCAAAAGCAAAACUAUAACUGCUUAUGAUAACAGAAAAUUUAAUUAUACAAUUUCACAAGUUCAGUGCGUUAUCAGUGCAAUAAAUAGUCACAAAUUAGAUUCACACUUGCAACGAUUUUUCUAACAAUAA
Molecule: messenger RNA, 1834 nt
Organism: Malaya genurostris
Lineage: Eukaryota; Metazoa; Arthropoda; Insecta; Diptera; Culicidae
Product: luciferin 4-monooxygenase-like
Exons: 3
Coding region: 96-1721 (541 amino acids)
Biological process (GO): long-chain fatty acid metabolic process; fatty-acyl-CoA biosynthetic process
Molecular function (GO): long-chain fatty acid-CoA ligase activity
Source: RefSeq, a predicted model, not a curated record